AUGACCGGCAUGAUCUUUGAGGUUGGAAAGUACGACGACGGCGAUGAUUUCAAUCCUACGCUGGAAAGCCAAGAUGAUGAGGAUGGUCAAGAUGAUGAGGAUGAUGAGGAUGGUGACGAUGAUGAGGAUAGUCAUGAUGAUGAGGAUAGUCAUGAUGAUAAGGAUAUCCGUGACGACGAGAAUGACAUCCAAGAAGAUGAAGAUAGUCAUGAUGAUGAGGUUAUCCAUGAUGAUGAUGACCAAGAAGACGAGGAUAGAAUAUCCAAGAUGCAUAAUCCAUGUGAAUGCUGCCAGAUCAAGCUUAAGUUUCUAAGGCAGAUCAAUGGCAACUUCAUGCACAGCCUGGUCAUACCAGAGUGGUUUGUGAACCAAUUUGGAGGAAAGAUAUGUGGAACAGUCAGACUAGAAACCUCUGAUGGUAACAUGUAUGAUGUUGGAGUCACUGAGAGUAUGAACAGAACAAUCUUGAAGUCUGGAUGGUCAUCAUUUGUUGAUGCCAAUCAAAUAGAAGAGAACUAUUCAUUGAUGUUUCGAUACCUUGGAAAUGCCCGCUUUGAGGUUACAAUAUUUGAUUCCAAUGGUAAAGAGAAUACCUGGUGCUGUUCUGGGAUGAGAAAUGCCUCUGGUGUUCACAAGCCAAGCUCAUUUGAUGUUGAUAAUUCUAGUAGCCGUGGUGGUACUACUCAGUCUUCUGCAAGCGAAGGAUCGGAUUCAGAUGGAAGCCAGAAGGAAAGAUCUUAUUCUUCUGAAGAAUCGUCAGCAGAAUACAAUCUAUCAAUAGAUAAUCCAGUGGAGUCAGAUGAUGUUAGGAAUUAUUAUGUCUUAUCAGGCAAGUGCGAUCUUACAGAAGCGCAGGAGUUGAAAUUACAUGCAUUUGUACAGAAGAUUCGACCGGAAAUCCCUAUGCUUGUUGUACUGAUGAAGAAGAGUAAUGUGAGACAUCAUGGUGAUCUGGUAAUACGUAAGGAUUAUGCACACAAGUACCUGCCAUGCAAAGAUACAAAUAUCAUACUCCAGCUGCCUAGGAAGAACAAAAUUUGGGAGUGCAAGUUCCAGAUCAGGCCAUCAGGCUCGACUGAUGCUGGUCGGCGCAACCUUUCUUUGGGCGACUUUGUUGGUGACAAUCUUGUUAGGGAGGGCGAUAUCUGCCUCUUUGAACCAAUGACAAACACUAAGCAGAAAAGAUUCACAAUGACAGUCCACAUCCUUGGCAAAUUGAGUAUUGAUCAUUCCCCUGGAAGAACAACUGACAUUGGCUCUAAUCAUGGAAGGAGAUGCACCAAGAUGGGCGGAGUUAAGACCAAACCACCUAUCAAUGGUGAGGAGUACUCUUCACAACAUGAAGAGUGUGGUGUAUCUGAUAAUUCUGAAGAAUGUUCUGAGCCUCCCUUCAUGUUGCCUCACAGAUCUUGUCUAACAACAGCACAGGAGAACAAAGUGCUGGAGAAAAUUAAUGACAUUGGGUCAGACUCAGAAUUGCCCUUUUAUGUUGCUAUCAUGGGCAAGAUCAAUGUAUGUCGGGAUAGCAGCCAUUACAUUAACCCUCCAAUCCUAAACUUUGGGUUUCGGUACGCGGCCAGGUAUCUUCGUAAGAAGUUCACUGCUGGGCAUCAUGGUGGCAAGUGUAAUGCAAUCAACUUGGUACUUCAGCGGGAGGGGAAGAGCAGACCAUGGCCUACCAAGCUGCGAUAUACGCAUAUCAUGCGAGCCUCAAGCCAGCAGAUGAGGGUUAUCAAAGGAUGGCCGUCUUUCGCCCGCGACAACCGCCUGCGGGAGGGGGGCCUCUGCCUCUUCAAGCUGAUGGAGAACGAGGAGCAGUUGACAAUGAUGGUCUACAUCAUUCGCCGUGAGAAAUGUUAGCCUGAAAGCAUGUCUUGCAUGCUUGCUGCUCUGAUUAUUUUGAGCUUUGUGAGUGGAAAAAUAUGUGUGGUAGUGUGUCUUAUCUGCAAAAGAGGGAGCCGUACAUCAAGAAACUUAUAUGUUCUUCACUAGACCAUUAUAUUAUUGGUUUCUUAGUUCUAUGAGAACUUUGUUAAUUUGAGAGUAA
Messenger RNA from Aegilops tauschii subsp. strangulata, 2047 nucleotides. The record is from RefSeq and is a predicted model, not a curated record. Lineage: Eukaryota; Viridiplantae; Streptophyta; Magnoliopsida; Poales; Poaceae.